Talaromyces stipitatus ATCC 10500 is the source of this 1383-nucleotide messenger RNA. Its product is annotated as efflux pump antibiotic resistance protein, putative. The record is from RefSeq and is a predicted model, not a curated record. Lineage: Eukaryota; Fungi; Ascomycota; Eurotiomycetes; Eurotiales; Trichocomaceae. Gene Ontology annotation, molecular function: transmembrane transporter activity. The coding region runs from base 1 to 1383 and encodes 460 amino acids. The transcript has 4 exons. Gene Ontology annotation, biological process: transmembrane transport.
AUGAACUCGUGCCUUCUAGCACGGCGAAAAUUUGAGCAAAAUGCAAAACGAACACGACCAACUGAAUGUGUAUCCGAGGAGACUGUUUCAAACGAACCAGCCUCUGUUUCGUCUAUCGAGAGCGAGGCGACAGGCAAAAUUACUCUCAUUAUGAUCGGGCUGUGCUUGGCCGUAUUUCUGACGGGCAUGCGACGAUUUCAUGCCUUGGGCAACAUUAGCUGGUGGUCUGCUAUCUGCCUGUUCACGCUCAGCCUCUUCCAACUCUUCUACGGCAAGCUCUACAGCCUGUUCUCAAUCAAAAUCGUCUAUGUGGCUACCAUUGCGUUAUUCGAGAUCGGCUCGCUUAUAUGCGCAACGAGCCCAAAUUCAGCCGCCCUGAUUACCGGUCGCGCCAUCGCUGGCCUAGGUGCUGCUGAUUUUCACCGGCAGCAUCAUGGUUACAACGAAGAAAUAUUCGGCGUUGCUGCAAUCGUGGGCCCAUUCAUUGGAGGCACAAUUACGGAACAGACAACCUGGCGCUGGUGCUUUGGAAUCAAUUUACCCUUGGGUGCAGUCACUAUUGUUAUAUGCAUUUCCUUGAUCAGGACGCCAAUAGAUGCUCAGGCGCAGACAAAGAGCUUCGAGGAGAAGCUCCGGCAAUUUGACAUUCUUGGAACCGUCAUCCUAAUCAGAUCUCUGGAACCAGUCAGUCUGGUUGGCAGCAAGCUAUGCCAUGUGCAUUACAGGCGGUGUGUACAACGCCAUUCUCUAUGUGCCAAUCUGGUUUCAGCAAUUCAGGGUCGAUCAACGCUCGGUUCUGCUGUGAUAUUAGCACCGAUUAUUGGCGGAUACGUGGUCUGCUCUGUAAUUGCGGGCAUUAUGACGAGCCUCGUUGGAUACUACAAUCCAGCGAUGAUUGUCGGCACCGUCGUAGCAGCCAUUGGAGCCGGGCUACUCACUACAGUCACCCCCAGUACAACAACAGCGAGCCGGGUUGGUUACGGAAUUCUGUAUGGGUCUAGCGUGGGAUUUGGUUUUGGACAGCCCAGCUAUGUUGUUCAGACAGUGCCUAAGCAAAAUGACGUGUCUAUCGGCGUCACUCUCAUCACCCUCGUUCAAAAUCUUAGCGCGACUAUUUCUGUCACCGUUGGUCAGACAAUAUUCCAAAAUACGCUGACAGCCCGAUUAGAGACUGUUGCACCAGAUGUUGACAUGCCAUUAAUCGGAUCAGGCGGAGCAACGAAGCUCAUCAGCCAGUUUCCUGCAUCAGAUAGGUCUAGUGUCCUAGGUGCAUACAGCACUACGUUAGUUCGCACGCUGUAUAUCUCUCUAGGACUCAGCUGCGUGUCCGUUAUUGGUGCUUCUCUUACAAGAUGGAAGUCGAUAGAAAGAGCCGGCUGCUAG